CAACAGCAAUCGGUGGAUUCCGCCGCCGCAGUAUGGAGUCGGCAAGAGGACAAGAUUCUUGAGCAGGCUCUGGUGGAAUUCCCGGAAGGAAUCGACCACUGGUGGCGGAGAAUAGCUGAAUUUCUUCCGAGUAAAUCGCCAGACGAGGUCAGACUGCAUUACGAGGCUCUCUUGCAUGACAUCGUCGAGAUAGACUCGGGUCGCGUUGAGCUGCCAGGUUAUUCGGAUGAGUCCGCGCCGCUUGGGUGGGACGAGGCCAGGCCGAGGGUGCCGGGUCAAAUCUCAUUAAGCGGUGGGAACCACAGUCGGCACUCCGAAGUUGAACGGAAAAAGGGCAGGCCAUGGACAGAAGAUGAACACAGAUUUGAUGGACUACUGCAUUUGCACCACGGUUAAUCGUUCUUGUCUAUCUUAAGAUAUGCCUGCAGUACUGUGAUUAAUUGCAACAAGUAAUGGUGA
This is a messenger RNA of Sesamum indicum (sesame), 459 nucleotides long. NCBI's taxonomy places the organism in Eukaryota, Viridiplantae, Streptophyta, Magnoliopsida, Lamiales, Pedaliaceae. The record is from RefSeq and is a predicted model, not a curated record.